UGAGCGAGGCGUUAAUUAACACAUGUGCUUUGCUCAAUAUUUCUGAGCCAUUGUUAUGUUCAGAAGAAAGAUGGCUACACCAUCAUCCAGCUUCAGUAAAGACAUGAAACACAUCCAUUCACUAUUAAGUCUCUGCACCAGCUGUCGUAUGAGUAUUGCCGUCAAGGAGUGUAUUCAGGGUCCGGAGGGGCGGUUGUAUCAUAGAUCGUGUCUCUUGCAGAUGAGUUUCAGUCAAAACGUGGUAGAAGGGAUAGACUACUACCAAGAUAGAAACUACCUUGUUUCUAACAGAUCGGAAAAGAAUCAAAUGGAGACGUCCUUUGAUCUCUUACAACAGCAGUACAGUGGCGCUUUUGUUCAGCAGGAGUCUGGGAAAUUGUUUUCUAUGUCUGACGAUGACUUUAUUUUGUAGUCGUGAUGUCACGAUGGACGAAGAUUUUCUGUAAGAAUGGCAUCCAAUGCACAUUGUUACCAAUACAAUAGCAUCACGAUAUCUUUGCUGUUUCAUCAAUCGUUUUGACGUCUUGCUCGUGCACGUUUCAUCCUUGAUUGCCCAUCAAGGUCAAAUACAUAUUGUGAUAAAAAUGUCGAAAUAUUUGUGGCAUUGAAGAGAUUAUUUCGAAAUAAAGAAAUUCUCGUUCA
This is a messenger RNA of Ostrea edulis (European flat oyster), 642 nucleotides long. RefSeq lists its product as uncharacterized. Bases 56 to 412 code for a protein of 118 amino acids. The record is from RefSeq and is a predicted model, not a curated record. Lineage: Eukaryota; Metazoa; Mollusca; Bivalvia; Ostreida; Ostreidae. The transcript is spliced from 3 exons.